Molecule: messenger RNA, 5562 nt
Organism: Oryzias latipes (Japanese medaka)
Lineage: Eukaryota; Metazoa; Chordata; Actinopteri; Beloniformes; Adrianichthyidae
Product: transportin-2-like
Biological process (GO): protein import into nucleus
Molecular function (GO): small GTPase binding
Source: RefSeq, a predicted model, not a curated record
CCCAGAAAAUACCGAACGGAAGCCGUCGCAGGUCAAAUCGGCGUGCUCAUUUGAACCAGAAGACGCGCUACGAAGAGCGGCCCAACGCUCACUGUCCAGCUUUUAAAUCAUUAUUGAUGGAGUGGCAGCCGGAUGAGCAGGGACUUCAGCAGGUCCUCCAGUUGCUCAAAGACUCCCAGUCGCCUAACACUGUCACACAGAGAGCAGUUCAACAAAAACUGGAACAGCUCAACCAGUUUCCCGACUUCAACAACUAUCUGAUCUUUGUCCUCACACGACUCAAAACUGAGGAUGAGCCAACUCGCUCUCUAAGUGGUCUGAUCCUGAAGAACAAUGUCAAGGCCCACUACCAGAACUUCCCCCCAGCCGUUGCAGACUUCAUCAAGCAGGAGUGCCUCAACAGCAUCGGGGAUCCGUCGCCGCUCAUCCGUGCAACCAUCGGCAUCCUCAUUACUACUAUUGCCUCCAAAGGUGAGCUGCAGACAUGGCCAGAACUGCUGCCCCAGCUCUGCAACCUGCUCAACUCUGAGGACUAUAACACCUGCGAGGGCUCAUUUGGCGCACUGCAGAAGAUCUGCGAGGACUCGUCGGAGCUGCUGGACAGUGACGCUCUGAAUAGACCUCUCAACAUUAUGAUACCUAAAUUCCUUCAGUUCUUCAAGCAUUGCAGCCCCAAGAUUAGAUCCCAUGCUAUAGCCUGUGUGAACCAGUUCAUCAUCGGCAGAGCCCAGGCCCUGAUGGACAAUAUAGACACCUUCAUAGAGAGCCUUUUUGCUCUGGCUGCAGACGAAGACCCCGAGGUCAGAAAGAAUGUAUGCCGGGCCCUGGUCAUGUUACUGGAGGUCCGGAUCGAUCGCCUCAUCCCUCACAUGCACAGCAUCAUCCAGUACAUGCUGCAGAGGACUCAGGACCCCGACGAGAACGUGGCCCUGGAGGCGUGCGAGUUCUGGCUGACUCUAGCCGAACAGCCCAUUUGUAAAGAGAUGCUGUCUGGACACCUGAUGCAACUGAUCCCUAUUUUAGUGAAUGGAAUGAAGUAUUCAGAGAUAGACAUCAUACUACUGAAGGGAGAUGUGGAGGAGGAUGAGGCGGUGCCAGACAACGAGCAGGACAUCAAGCCCCGCUUCCAUAAAUCUCGCACCGUCACGUUGCAGCAUGAAGGAGGGGAGGGAGAGGAGGGCGAGGACGACGACGACGAUGAAGAUGAUGACGAUGACACGCUAUCUGACUGGAAUCUGCGAAAGUGUUCUGCUGCAGCUCUGGACGUUCUGGCCAACGUGUUCCGCGACGACCUCCUCCCCCACCUCCUGCCGCUCCUAAAGGGGCUGCUCUUUCACCCAGACUGGGUCAUCAAGGAAUCUGGAAUCUUGGUGUUGGGGGCGAUAGCGGAAGGUUGCAUGCAGGGGAUGGUGCCCUACCUGCCAGAGUUGAUCCCUCACCUCAUCCAGUGUCUGUGUGACAAGAAGGCUCUGGUCCGCUCCAUCGCCUGCUGGACUCUGAGCCGCUAUGCACACUGGGUGGUCUCCCAGCCUCCUGAUUCCUACCUCAAACCUCUAAUGACAGAACUUCUAAAGCGAAUCCUGGACAGCAACAAGAGGGUGCAGGAGGCCGCUUGCAGUGCAUUUGCAACACUAGAGGAGGAGGCGUGCACAGAGCUAGUACCAUACCUGAGUUUCAUCCUGGACACGCUGGUCUUUGCCUUUGGGAAGUAUCAGCACAAGAAUCUCCUCAUCCUGUAUGAUGCCAUAGGAACUCUGGCAGAUUCUGUGGGUCACCACCUCAACCAGCCCGAGUACAUUCAGAAAUUGAUGCCUCCACUGAUUGCCAAGUGGAACGAGCUUAAAGAUGAAGACAAGGAUCUUUUCCCGCUGUUGGAGUGCCUGUCAUCAGUAGCCACAGCACUGCAGAGUGGGUUUCUGCCUUACUGUGAGCCUGUUUAUCAGCGCUGCGUCACCCUUGUCCAGAAGACGCUGGCCCAGGCCAUGAUGUACAACCAGCAUCCAGACCAGUACGAAGCGCCAGACAAGGAUUUCAUGAUCGUGGCUUUGGACCUGCUGAGUGGACUGGCUGAAGGUCUGGGGGGUCAUGUGGAACAGCUAGUGGCUCGCUCAAACAUUAUGACUCUUCUUUUCCAGUGCAUGCAGGACACAAUGCCUGAGGUGAGGCAAAGCUCCUUUGCCCUCCUUGGUGAUCUAACUAAAGCUUGCUUCCUCCACGUGAAGCCUUGCAUUGCUGAAUUCAUGCCCAUCCUGGGGCUCAACCUGAACCCAGAGUUUAUUUCCGUGUGUAACAACGCCACCUGGGCUAUUGGCGAGAUUUCCAUGCAAAUGGGCGCAGAAAUGCAGCCUUAUGUGGGCAUGGUGCUCCCCCACCUGGUGGAGAUCAUCAACAGACCAAACACGCCAAAGACUCUGCUUGAAAACACAGCCAUAACGAUUGGCAGACUGGGCUAUGUCUGUCCUCAGGAAGUCGCACCGCAGCUGCAGCAUUUCAUAAGACCCUGGUGCUCAUCGCUGAGGAACAUCAGGGACAACGAGGAGAAGGACUCUGCCUUCCGGGGCAUCUGUGUGAUGAUCGGCGUUAACCCAGCAGGGGUGGUGCAGGACUUCAUCUUCUUCUGCGAUGCUGUGGCUUCAUGGGUCAGUCCUAAGGACGACUUGAGAGACAUGUUUUACAAGAUUCUGCACGGCUUCAAGGACCAGGUUGGAGAAGAAAACUGGCAUCAGUUUUCCGAGCAGUUCCCCCCUCUUUUGAAGGAGCGCCUGUCAGCCUGCUAUGGCGUCUAACCUGAAGCCUUCCUGUGGUCCACUGACCUGUUAGGCUAAUGAAGGGGAGGGUAACGGGGGAACUCAUUGCACUGCCCAGAUCGUGGGGAGAAACUAGAGCUGGAGGGGUGUGACUGGCCUUGACCUUCCGCUCUAUGGACGGCCUCCUUUUCCCCGCGCCCUGUUUGUCUUUGUGAGGGAGGGUGGGAGGAGGGUGGUGUGGGGGGGUAACCAGGGAAUAUACAUAUACCUCCGAUAGAACGCCUCACUAAAUCCGACACACUCAAAAGCAACUCGCCAAAAAACACAGCAGGGAAAUGAGGGCAAAAUAGUGACGACGUUUGGCCUCCCCCUCUGACUCAUCAACUGCAUUAUUGUUACGAGGGAGAAAACUGGGGGAGGCAAGGAGGGGGAGGACGAGGAGAGAAAAAGGUACACAAUAAUAAUCUGAACCAGCAGUGGGCGCCACAGUUCCAGCUUCUACAAUGCAUGUAGAAUGGCUCGUAGAUGUUAAAACGGGGGCUCAACGGAGAAGCAAGAUGCUUUUACAACGUGCACAAAACAUUUUGCACCUUUUACUGCAGAAUUGCAUCGAUUUGUUUUUGAAUGUGCACACACACACAGGCCUUUGAUCACGUGCACAUUUAGCUGAAUUUCAUUUUUCCUGUCUGGCUCGCCGAAUUCCUUUCAAUCUUUUAGGAUUCUAGUUCUUUUAGUCCGAGGCAAUAAAGAUGCAGUACAUGAGUCGUCAAAGGUUUAUAUCUUCGCUGCACCAAACUAUAUUGCAUGGCGUACGGUUACCACACUAAGUUGCAUGUUUGAGUGAACGUCUCUCUUGAUUUAAUGCAUUAGUUUUUGUUCAAAUGGGGAGGAUUAUGAGGUGCUCGGUUAUUGCUCCUAUGUAGUGUCUAAAUGAUGUCCCUGUAGUUUAACGCAGUCGGUGGGGGUUAAGUCCCGCUAUAGGUAAAUUAAUUCAGGAAUUGACUCGUUUCUAGUUGUGUAUGCAACAAAAGUUCACAUACUGUAAGGCAGAUGAAGAAACCUAUUUGCUGCUGUUGCUUUGUUUUUAGAAUACUUGCAAAACAAACUUAUACAAGUUUCACCCAAAUGAAUUUCCUCUCACUGGUAUAAAUGCACUUUUUUCUGUUGUAAGAAAUCUAAAAUUUAUCUUUAAGGCGUACAGUAACGAUAUAUUGAACUUGAUGGUUCUUUUUUUGUUUUGUUUCUGAUAAGUGAUUUUAGGACUAUUGUGAGCAUAAUGACAAUGUUAGGCAAUGGUAAAUGACUUGGAAAGACUUGAGGCCUCCUUAUGUAGUUUUAUAAUGUAGCUCCUAACGUGGAUAUAAUAGGAUUAAGGUGGAAUGAAUCUCAUCCAUUUCUCACAGGAUGUUCCUGCCUUUCUCUUAGAAGCGCCGUGCUGAGCGAUGGCCCCUAUCGCCAUCCGUGUUACGUAAAUGGAUUAUUGUUUAGAUAUGUUCCCAAGAGUUUCUUUCAGUCCCGUUUGGAGGGACCUACCUUUGUAAAAUCUUGAUGACAAUUCAACUUGCUGCUGGAAGAGCAGCUUCUGAUCUUACUAGUGAUUGUUGUUGCCAUAUAUUUUCACCCGCUGACACUGUGUAGGGUAUGCCAGGGAAAACUUUUUAGUCCCUCGACACUGGUUAGCUGAUGUGGCAGAUUUGUGGCCGCUACUCAUCUUUUUUUUGUCUUUUAGUUCUAGUCCGGAGUGGUCGAUUUGUAACCGAAGUGUGCAUGGCUGUCUGCUUAGUGGUGUUAAGUCAUAAAAUCCUGGGACAUAUAAUUUUACACCAGCCCCUCUCAUUAAAGUAGAUUAUUAGGGAAGAAAGUGAGUCAUAAUCUGUCGAUGUAACCAACAAGUGUGCUUGCCUGCCGGGUUGUCUUGUUUCUCGUCUCCUAAAAUGAAGAUAAUUUGGGGUGGGAGGGGUUAAAGAAGCACAAAUAUCAGCUUCUAUUCAUUUUCUCUGGUAGGAUUAGUUUUUUACAAAACAAAAUUCGCAUCAACAAAGGAAGUGGAAGUUUUUUUUAUUUUUUUGUUGCUUUUUUAUUUUGUUUUCAGUGUUUACUUUUUCUUAUUUCACCUGACUUGAUGUAACAGUGUUUUGAAUCGUCAAAAUAAGAGCUGCAACGCCCCGCGGUGAGGUUCUUUCAACAUUUUUAACUGUUUAAAUUGAGGACUGGGCGGUCAAAAGGAGGGUGGUGAAAGUGCAAGCAGCUCCCGUGCCACUAACAAUUGGUAUUAAAUCCCUCGAGGCUUUACCACUCCUCACUAUGUUGAAAUGCAAAAACGUGCACAAAAUUGAUGUUAAGACUAGUUGUCCAUAAGUUUUUGUAUUUAUUUUUAUUUUUUUUAAUCAUUUUGUUUACUUUUUUUGUUUUUAAGAUUUAUGUGAUGAUUUAAUUUAUUUUGUUUUUUGAGUUGUUUUUUAUAUUUUUAUUUUUGUGCUCUGCUGCACAAAUGAUUUAAGACUUUAAAAGUUUUUUUUUUCUUCCUUUUCUUUAUUCUUUUUAUUUAAAGAACAGUUUUAUUUCGUUGUUUUACAGCGUACAAUCUAAGUAUCAAACCUCACGUGGAUGGAAUAACAGCCAGUCCUGGGCGCACACCUUUUUGGGAAACAAAUUUGAACGCAAAUUCAUAAUUUGUUUUGAUCUUAAAAUAAGGCAGGCAAUUCAAAUUAACGUAUCUUUGGCUAAACUGUGGUGAAGGUUGGGAUAUGAUCUUGUGUAUCCCUUUUUAUUUAAUUUUGUGUAUAAGGGGAAAUAAAAGUUUUUUUUCCAUCAA